AUGGAUGCCGGCGCCACGUCCCGCGUCUCACCUUCUUCUUCUUCUUCGUCGUCCUCGUUCGAGUCUCAGGUGGUGCAAGCUCUUGGCACUCGAGGAUGGCGUUUCAGAGACUUGGACCAAAUUCGAGGGCUUAUCGACGCUCAGUCACCCACCUGCACCGCCGAUUCUAUUGAAUCGGAGCUCCUCAAUAUGGACUUGCGAUCAAUUGGCGGGAAAUGCUUGCCCGAGCCUUCUGUUCUGCGCAAGAUCUCUCACCUUCAAGGCCCCAUUGUCCUUCAGGUUUGCUCGUGUCGAGAUAUAUCUCGGAGUUCUGUAGCUGAUGCUUCAGGAAAUUCGGGCGGCCGGCGUUUGUUGAAAUUGAAGCUUACGGAUGGACAUUCAGAAAUAAGUUCUGUAGAGAUCUCUCAUGUGCCGUCAAUUCCUGAUGAUAUUAGCCCUGGGACUAAGGUCCGGCUGGUGGGUAAAGCUGACAUCCAUAAUGGUAUCUUGUGUUUGAACAAAAAAGUUAUCACCAUUUUAGGAGGUGUUGUUCAGUCACUUUUUGAAGAAUGGCAACUGAAGCGCAAGUACAUGAAUGUCACCCGUUAUGCCUCCAGAGUUUCACAAGAAAGUGAAUCGAAUUAUCCUCCUCCUUUUGAAAAGCUUCAAAUUGGGGCAUCUACUCGAGGAACUACAUCUACCCCACGCACUUAUGGAAAUAAAGGACAUUACUCGUCCAAUGCUACAGGGUCUUCUGAGGCCUCCUCAAAUGACUCCAGACAAACUCUGGUUUCUAAAAGUGAGCCGAGUCGGAUUGUUCAGCUCGAGAAACACAACGCAACCGAGGAUAGUGUAACUAGUGAUGCCAAGAAGCUUGAUGAUGGUGGUGAUAACACCGAGAAGCCGACCUGCUCCUCAACAAGACCAAAAGUAACUGCAACUGCAACUGCACCUAUUCAGAAUCAAGCGGCUGCCCAGAAACUUCUCCAGAAAGCAAGCCAACCGAAUCCUAAAGAUCGCAGUUUUAGAAACCAGAGGCAUAGGGGAAAGUUUAAAGAGGAAGAUCCACAUGUCCUCACUCUAGAUGAAUGGGAAAGGCAGAAAACUGGAGUUGAUCUUACGAAAACACAUGAACACAUUGAUGUCAGUCGAGAUGAGGAUCUCGCGAGAGUGCUUCAGAAGCAAUUCGAGCUAGAGGAUAUUCAUGCACAAAAGGAUCCACUUGUGGUGGACCCUGAAAGUAUAAAGAUGAGCAUGUUCAGUUUCGAAAGGAAUGAUGCCAGAGCCAACGCUGGAACCGAGUUUAGGGGUCGAGGGAGAGGAAGAGGAAGAGGACGGCGAAGAGGAGGCCGUUACUGA
Messenger RNA from Striga hermonthica, 1338 nucleotides. The record is from the annotation of a GenBank genome assembly. Lineage: Eukaryota; Viridiplantae; Streptophyta; Magnoliopsida; Lamiales; Orobanchaceae.